CAGAACUAGUGUACCACAUGACAUAGGCCAGUCAUUGAGACUGUCACCCACUGGCUACUACCUCCCCAUUCUGUACGUCGAUCAACUGAGCGUCCGGCUCAGAGAUUUGGUCGAGGUGGAGUCCUCGUCGACAGAGAUGAACCUCACCUUGAAAUACUCGCCCAUUUCAUACGGAAAGUUGAGAUUAUGGCUGCAGUUUGAAGCAGCAAUGCAGCCAAUGUCCCAGCUCGGAUUCACCGAAAAGGACUUGGACGAAGUCAAGGGGAUAUUCUCCGACACCAAUCUUUAUUUCCUGUGUGUGACGUUUUUGAUAGCUGCUCUACACAUGUUGUUCGACUUUUUAGCGUUCAAGAACGACAUCUCAUUCUGGCAAGGACGCAAGUCCAUGGCUGGAAUCUCUACCUCCUCGGUGGCCUGGCGAGCUAUAUCCCAGAUUAUCAUCUUUUUGUACCUCAUGGACGAAAACACGAGCCUUCUCGUGCUGAUACCUGCCGGCAUUGGAGGAAUCAUUGAGCUGUGGAAAGUCACAAAAGCCUUCCACAUAACCUUUGAGGGCUGGCGACCAAAAUUCCUCAACUCGAGAACAUCAGCGGAAAACGUCACAGAGCAGUUGGACUACGAGGGUAUAAAGUACCUCAGUUACAUCCUUUACCCGCUGGUCAUUGGCGGGGCUCUCUACUCUCUCUUCUAUUCGCCGCACAAGAGUUGGUAUUCCUGGGUUAUACACAGCCUGGUCAAUGGUGUCUAUGCCUUUGGUUUCCUCUUCAUGUUGCCCCAGCUGUUUAUCAAUUACAAGUUGAAAAGUGUCGCUCAUCUACCCUGGAGGGCUUUUAUGUAUAAGGCCUUCAACACAUUCAUAGAUGACCUGUUCGCCUUCAUCAUCACCAUGCCAACAGCUCACAGGGUUGCCUGCUUCAGAGAUGAUAUCGUCUUUGUCAUCUACUUGGUUCAGAGAUGGUUAUACCCAGUCGACAAAAGCAGAGUUAAUGAGUUUGGGGAAUCCUGGGAAGAGGAAGACAAGAAAUGCGUCGAGCACAAGAAGAAAGAUUAAUGUUACAAGUUCUCUAUAUAUAUAUACUUUUUUCAUACAAUUCUUUAAUUAUUGUACAUGGGGUUCAUUGUGAUAUACUUUCACAAGUCACAAAUACAUUUUUUGCCCUAUUAGAA
Macrobrachium nipponense is the source of this 1167-nucleotide messenger RNA. RefSeq names its product lipid scramblase CLPTM1L-like. The record is from RefSeq and is a predicted model, not a curated record. Bases 137 to 1051 code for a protein of 304 amino acids. The transcript has 8 exons. Lineage: Eukaryota; Metazoa; Arthropoda; Malacostraca; Decapoda; Palaemonidae. Gene Ontology annotation, cellular component: endomembrane system; membrane.